UGCAUGCCCCUCGAGGUGAACGAGGUGAUGCAAAAUUGCAACCAAAAGUGUAACCGUAACAAAAAAAUCCUCAUUUUCCACGAGUGUACCAACACAGAUGGUAAUAUAUAAAUAAAAUGAGCAUACAUUGUAAGAUCACGAGAUAUUAGAGUUGUAAUUUUUCUCUCUCUUAAUUCAAAUAAAGAGAUCUGAUCUUCAAUUUCUUCCUCAAUUUCAUCGAAUUUUUGUGCUUAGAAACCUCCAUUAAUGGCGGCGGAAGAAGAUUGGGUGAAAAUAGUGACGGCGAAAACUCCGACGAAUAUAGCAGUGAUUAAGUACUGGGGAAAACGAGAUGAAACCCUAAUUUUGCCGAUUAAUGAUAGUAUUAGUGUUACACUUGAUCCUAAUCAUCUUUGUACUACUACUACUGUUGCUGUUUCUCCUACAUUUGUUGAAGAUCGUAUGUGGCUCAAUGGCAAGGAGAUUUCCCUUGCUGGAGAAAGAUACCAGAAUUGUCUGAGAGAAAUUCGCAAACGUGCUAGUGAUGUUGAAGAGGAGGAGAAAGGCAUAAAAAUAGCAAAGAAGGAUUGGCAAAAUUUGCAUGUACACAUUGCUUCGUUCAAUAACUUCCCUACUGCUGCUGGGCUUGCGUCUUCAGCUGCUGGUUUGGCUUGCCUCGUUUUUGCUCUAGCAAAGCUCAUGAAUGUGAAGGAAGAUCAAGGACAGCUUUCUACUAUAGCAAGGCAAGGUUCUGGUAGUGCUUGUCGCAGUUUAUAUGGCGGUUUUGUUAAGUGGAUCAUGGGAAAGAAUGAAGACGGAAGGGACAGUUUAGCUGUUCAAGUCGCAGAUGAGAAGCAUUGGGAUGAUCUUGUUAUUUUGAUUGCUGUGGUAUGCUCUCGGCAAAAAGAAACAAGCAGUACAAGUGGGAUGCGUGAGAGUGUCGAGACAAGCUUGCUGCUAAAGCACAGGGCACAGGAAAUUGUACCGAAGCGCACACUUCAGAUGGAGGAAGCCAUUAAAAAUAAAGAUUUUUCCUCUUUUUCUCGUCUAGCUUGUGCUGAUAGUAACCAAUUUCAUGCUGUCUGCCUGGACACAACCCCUCCCAUAUUUUACAUGAAUGACACAUCCCAUAAGAUUAUUAGCAUUGUUGAGAAGUGGAAUCGUUCUGAAGAAACGCCUCAGGUGGCAUACACUUUUGAUGCAGGGCCAAAUGCUGUCCUAAUUGCACGUGACAGAAAGGCUGCUUCUCUUCUUUUGCAGCGCAUGCUUUUCCAUUUCCCCCCUGGUGCUGAAACUGAUCUAAACAGUUAUGUUAUUGGCGAUAAAUCUAUUCUUCAAGAUGCUGGGAUUAAAAAUAUAAAAGACGUGGAAUCCCUGCCAAAUCCUCCAGAACUUAAGGAUGCCAACUCCAUCCAGAAGCAUCCUGGGGAUGUUAGCUAUUUUAUCUGUACAAGACCUGGGCAAGGCCCUACUGUGCUUUCCGAUGAAAGCCAAUCUCUUCUUAAUCCAGAAACGGGGUUGCCAAAGUGAAAAGGGUUAUCUAGUUUUUUAGCCUCUUGUGCACUUGUAAUGUUAACAUCAUCCAUUGAUCACAUCAAGGAAGUAGCAAUUUAUGUUCUUUCAAUUGGUCAGAGCUAUUUGUUUGAAGCAAAAACAUUAUGCACCGUGAAUUUGUUCUCUCGCGCACACCACAUGCUGCAGAUUCGUUUGGUUUGUCCGACUCGCAAUACAUGAUUGAAGACAUAUCAGUAUAUGCUAUUUUAGUGUGAAACAGUAGAGGUCUCCAUUAUCCUCUCCUCUGUUCUGUGUUUAGUUUUCGAGGUUUUGGUGUUGUAGACAACAAUUAGUAGGGUUUUUAAGAUUUGAAAUUUGUAUCCUGUAAUGAAGUUUGGAUGUUGAACAAUCGCCAUGAGAGGCUGGAUUCUGAAGGAGAAUUUGUUUAUGAAUGAUUGUCUUCAUAACCAAAUAUUUAUCCGACUUUCAUGUCCUCUAUGUAGAUUACCAUUCAAUAAUUGACACAAUUAAAACGACAUUUGGAGAUGUAUAAAACUCAAUGUUGGAUUGCCAAUAUAUGACGUAUAUGACGAAAUUGUUGAUCAA
Messenger RNA from Beta vulgaris subsp. vulgaris (sugar beet), 2079 nucleotides. RefSeq names its product diphosphomevalonate decarboxylase 2. The transcript is spliced from 10 exons. Lineage: Eukaryota; Viridiplantae; Streptophyta; Magnoliopsida; Caryophyllales; Amaranthaceae. The record is from RefSeq and is a predicted model, not a curated record. Gene Ontology annotation, cellular component: cytosol. Gene Ontology annotation, molecular function: diphosphomevalonate decarboxylase activity; ATP binding. The coding region runs from base 247 to 1509 and encodes 420 amino acids. Gene Ontology annotation, biological process: isoprenoid biosynthetic process; isopentenyl diphosphate biosynthetic process, mevalonate pathway.